UGAGAAGAUAUUCAAAAAGGCAAAAGGAGGACUGUAUGACAGAGAAGAGCAGGGGCAUGAGAACAUUAGCUAGGUCGCUGGGAAGACAUUUAGUUUCACAGUUUUAUUAUAUGAAUGAGGGGAAAAGUGAAUUCUAUCCAUUGACUUUUCAGUGCCAUAUAAAGCAUGGUCCAUAGCAGUUAGACUAGGAGAAGGUGAACAGGAUGGAAUCUGGUGAUAGGAAGAGAAGCUGGAAGUCAGAGGGGACAGUCAGAACUGGAAGGGUAAUGAGCAUCUGAGUAGGUGGCCCAGGGUUUAGGGAAGGAGCAGAUUUUUCUUUUUUCAGAUGUUGACUAAAGGGAAGUUUUGCCUGUUGGUAGGAGAAGGAAGUCAGAAUAGAGGUAUUGUGGGGUAGGUUUGUUUAGAAUAGAAAUCAAAGACUGACAUUUCUGAGAGAAAGAACAUCUGCAAGUGAGAUGCUGUUUCUGCAAAUUUCAUUGCUCCUGACUCUUCUCCCAUGUGGUGACAGUGAGAAUGACUUCCAGGAGCCAAUCACUUUCAAAAUCAUUCGGAUCUCAUCAUUUUAUAGCCAAUUCUUUACACAAAAUCUGGGCUCAGCUUGGUUGGAUGAGUUGCAGACUCAUGCUUGGGACAACAACUCUGACAGAGUCAUUUACCUGCGUCCUUGGUCCAAAGGCAACUUCAGUAAUGAGGAGUUGAUGGAUGUGGAAAACGUACUUCAUACAUUCUUCAUUAGACUUGGUCAGGUACUUCACAACCAUGCCAGCCAAUGGCAGCUUGAAUAUCCCUUUGAACUGCAGAUAGCAGGUGGCUGUGAGAUGCACAUCAGAGAUGCCUCAGUAGGCUUUGUGCGAAUCGGUUAUCAAGGAUCAGACUUCCUAAGCUUCCAGAAAAAUUUAUGGGUACCCUCUCCAGAGGGUGGAAUUAGCGCUCAGUUUGUCUGCACACUAUUCAAUUUGUACCGAGGCACACAGGAAAUAAUACACAAGCUGCUCAGUGACACCUGCCCACGUUUCCUCUUGAGUCUUCUUGAUGCAGGAAAGGUGUAUCUCCAGAGACAAGUACGACCAGAGGCCUGGCUGUCCCCGGGCCCCAGUCCUGGCCCUGGCCAACUGAUGCUGGUUUGUCACGUCUCUGGCUUCUACCCAAAGCCCAUUUGGGUGAUGUGGAUGCGGGGUGAGCAGGAGCAACAGGGCACUCAGAGAAGUGACGUCUUGCCUAACGCUGAUGGGACGUGGUAUCUUCAGGUUACCUUGGAUGUGAAAGCCAGUGAGGCAUCUGGCCUGAGUUGCCGGGUGAGGCACAGCAGUCUAGGAGGCCAGGACAUCAUCCUCUACUGGGAUCAUCACAGCUCCACUGGCUGGAUCAUCUUGGCAAUGAUUGUGCCCCUGGUCCUCCUGGCAGGUCUUGCAUUUUGGCUUAGGAAGAGCUGGACUUGCUGUAAACCUUCAAACACACUUCUCCCUUUGGAAAGAGAUCCCAGCAGCCCAGGAACCCAGGACGCAUCUAAAUAGAACUCGAUGAUGAUGGUCUUUCCACGCUCUUUGUACAACUUCUUUAGAUUCUGCUUUUUUCCUGCUGAAUGAUCAGUUGUUAAUACAAGCAAUAACAAGUGUAAUUUUGCAGGAUUUGUUGUUCUAACCUAGGUUUAAGACUUAAAAAUUCAUAAUUUAAAUUCUGAAUGGAAUACAGUCCUAGGAUCCUCCACGUACUCAAAUGUGAAUGGAUCAUUAGGCUUAUUUCAGAUGUCACUUCAUCCAAAGGGCCUUUCCUGAUUCACUAGUGAAAGCUGUCUCUGCCUCAUCUGAAUUCCCAGCAAAAUUUAACUCGACUUUGGUAAAUCUCCUCCUCACUUCAGAUCCUUUGUGGCCACUGUCUAGUUCUCUUUCCCCCUUCUAGUUUUUAAGCUCUUGAGAACAAAGUUCACAUGUUUUACUAUAUGCAUCCUUGGCAAAAUGUUUUACCUGUGUGUGAUAUGUUCUCCAUAAAAAUCUGUGUUAAAUUUAUUUCAAUUUUAUAGCCUUUUAAACUUCAAUUUCUUUCCUGCUAUCUUUGUAGUAGUUGAGACAUCUGAUGCUCUUCUGACUAAAGUCCUUCUCACUUGACCAAGAAAUUCAAAAUUUUCUAGUUCCUUAGUGAUUUCUCUGAGCUCCUGAGGAGAAACAGAGUUUUGCCUCUGACAAUUCUAAUUAUUUAACUCUACAGACCUAUUGGGAUGAAGUGUUGCUCCAAGUAUUCUAAACAGAAAGAGGAAGGCAGAAUAUAUACCCUUAUUUUCAGGGUGGUUCAUGGAUGAGAACCAGAAUUAUCAUCUUGGAAAUUGUUAUAAAUAUUGGGUCUUGGAUCUCUUCUUAGACAUCAUGAAUCAUAAUUUGCAUUUUAGCAAAAUCAGAAGGGGUUCAUAGUUGCCUUUAAAUUCCAGGAGCACUUACAUGAGUGAUGCCUGAGAAGUACUGGUGGGAGUAUUUCCCUGAAGAGAAAAGAAAAGUCAAGCAAAAAGAACAAGAGUAUUGAUCCUCAGGACUGAAGUGAGAUCAAGGCAAGGAGAUUACAUAAAACAUAUUCUUGUUUUUUAUGAUGUUGUGUUAAAUUUAUAGGAAAUGCUGAUUUAGUGAAAAUUGAGCCAUUGCUUCUAGGGCAAAUGCAGGGUUUGGUUCCAAUGAGCUUCUGGUCACAACAUUUUUCAUCAACUAAUAAAUACAUAGCUUUAUGUGUGAUUCUGCAAAUAUAUAUAUAUAUAUAUAUAUUUCAAAAUAAUCUAUUAAUUAUAUACAGUAUUUCUUAGUGAUAAAAUACCAGCCAAGUGUUUAAUCUUUUCUUGGUCUUGGGUAAUACUAUCAUAAAUUUCUUUGACUUUCAGCCAUACCACUGUGCUGUCCACUAUACUUUUAAAAACAACAAAAAAAAGGAAACAAAAAUCAGUCACACCUCAAGAAUCCACAAAUCUAGCUCUUUCCCCAUCUCUUAAGGAGCUUCAUCAUAACAUUGUAGAUGUUACUUUAACGCUUUCUGGAGUGGCUCCACUUACUAAUCAAUAAAUUUUCUUCAGUUUUCCUGGAUUUACUGCACUGUUGAUUCAUUAACACUGAACUCAUGGCUCACAAUCCUACAAUGUGCACUUGAACAAAACUUUAUCUACAUGCGUGUUUUCUUCAUAAGACAUGUCCCAACCUUUCUGUGCUUAGGAACACCAGACAACACUUUGACAUUUUGCCUUAGGACUAUUUUAAACAGCAACAUCACCAUCAAAGAGCACAGAUGCACAGGAAAUGUGGCCUAAGUAGAUGGUGGAAAGCAUAUGUUUACAGUUUUAGAACUGAAAUAAAAAUGCAGGGAGUCACCUUUCUCAUCUGGGAACUUGUGAGGCAGGUGGUAUUUCAUACCACUCUGCACACAUCCAUGAAUGACUGUGAAAGCAUUGUGAGUAUUUAUUUGAGCAUUAAAAAUAAAUUUUAGCAAACAGAUAAAUAAGCACAUGCAGAAUUGGUGAAUAGUGAAGAUAGACUCUUUAUGAUUAAUGAAUGAAAUUGGCAGUGUGAGUUGAGAUAUCCAUGGAGAGACUUCAGUUAUUUUAGGAUUCAUUGAUCAAUUCAACAAAUAAUUAUUAAGCACUUAUCUUGCAUCAGGAACAAAUUGAGCAUAAAGUAGUAGGGGAGAGAAAGAUCACCACUGUGUUCUGAGCUGAAAAUUUUUGCCUUGCUAGUUUGUAUGUCUUUUUGGGAAAAAUAUCUGUUUAGGUCUUCUUCCUAUUUUUUUUGUAAAUUGGAUUGUUUACUUUAAUGAUACUGAGUUGUAUGAAAUGUUUAUGUAUUCUGAUUAACCCCUCACUGGGUCAUGUCAUUUGCAAAUAAGUGCUCCCAUUUAGGGUAGGUUGUCUAUUCAUUUUGUCCAUGGUUUCCUGUUCUGUGCAAAAACUUUUGUUUAAUUCGGUCCUGUCUGUUUAUUUUUCCUUUAGUUUCCAUUGUCUUAGGAAACAAAGGAAAUAUUGCUGCAGUUUAUGUCAAAGAGUGUUCAGCCUGUUUUUUUCUAGGAGUUUUAUAGGUUUUGGUCUCAUAUUUAGGUCUUAUUCCAUUUUAUUUUUGUGUAAGAUGUGAGACAAUAUUCUAAUUCCAUUUUAUUUACAUUUAUCUAGCUUUCCAAGUACCACUUAUUAUAGAGGCUGCCUUUUCCUUAUUGUAUAUUCUUGCUUCCUUUGUAGUAGAUUAAUUGACCGUGGGUUUAAUUCUGGGGUCUCUAUUCUGUGCCAUUGAUCUUUGUGUCUCUUUUUGUGUCAAUAUCAUAUUGUUUUGAUUACCAUAGCUUUGUAAUGUAUUCUGAAGUCAAGAGGGCUUCUAUGGCCACUCAGACAGUAAAGAAUCUGCCUGCAAUGUAGGAGACCGGGGUUCAAUCCCUGGGUUGGGAAGAUCUCCUGGAGAAGGAAAUGGCAACCCACUCCAGUAUUCUUGCCUAGAGAAUCCCAAGGACAGAGGAGCCUGGCAGGCUACAUACAGCCCACAUGGUUGCAAAGAGCUGGACACAACUGAGUGACUGAUACUUUCACUUUCACUUCACUGAAAUCAAGGAGCAUAAAUACUUCCAGCUCUUUGUCAAGACUGUUUAGGCUAUUUGAGGUCUUUUGUGCUGCAAUUCAUGGGGUCGCAGAGAUGGACAUGACUGAGCGACUGAACUGAACUGAACUGACUGAUGUUUUCAUAUUUGAAAUUAUUUGUUCUAGUUUCAUGAAAAAAUGCCAUUGAUACUUUAUAGAGAUUGCAUUGAAAUUGUGCAGUGCCUUGGAUAGUGUGAUCAUUUUACCAAUAUUAAUUCUUCCAAGCAAUAAACAUGGUAUAUUUUCCUA
Molecule: messenger RNA, 4837 nt
Organism: Bubalus bubalis (water buffalo)
Lineage: Eukaryota; Metazoa; Chordata; Mammalia; Artiodactyla; Bovidae
Product: T-cell surface glycoprotein CD1a
Exons: 6
Coding region: 456-1514 (352 amino acids)
Biological process (GO): immune response; antigen processing and presentation, exogenous lipid antigen via MHC class Ib; positive regulation of T cell mediated cytotoxicity
Cellular component (GO): external side of plasma membrane
Molecular function (GO): exogenous lipid antigen binding; endogenous lipid antigen binding; lipopeptide binding
Source: RefSeq, a predicted model, not a curated record